This is a messenger RNA of Setaria italica (foxtail millet), 2592 nucleotides long. Its product is annotated as wall-associated receptor kinase 2. The coding region runs from base 42 to 2306 and encodes 754 amino acids. The record is from RefSeq and is a predicted model, not a curated record. Gene Ontology annotation, molecular function: calcium ion binding; polysaccharide binding; protein serine/threonine kinase activity. Gene Ontology annotation, cellular component: plasma membrane. NCBI's taxonomy places the organism in Eukaryota, Viridiplantae, Streptophyta, Magnoliopsida, Poales, Poaceae. Gene Ontology annotation, biological process: protein phosphorylation; cell surface receptor signaling pathway. The transcript has 4 exons.
AAUAACUUGUUAGCUGCUUCGUUCUUAAAGAAAAAUAAAGAAUGAAGCGCCUUGCAACCAUGGCAGCACAAGUGCUGUGGUUUCUCCUUACUCCUACCGUAGCUUUUUCCUAUCUAAUUCCACUGCCGCCAUUGGUGGCAGCAGCCUCCGGUUCGGACAUAGCGCCACUACCACCGGUGGUAGCAGCUCCAAGGCCGGGCUGCCCUAGCAUGUGCGGCAAUGUAAACAUUCCCUACCCAUUCGGCAUCGGGGACGAAUGUGCCUUGGGCUCGGACUUCGCCAUCACUUGCAACCAUAGCUUUAACCCUCCAAGACCAUACACAGGCGACUUCGAGGUCAUCAGCAUCUCGUUGGAGGCCGGCGAGAUGCGUGUCUUCUCCGACGUGUCCUACAUCUGCUACAACUCAUCCAAAACCACUGAUUCAACCGGAGUCAUCACCUGGACACUCAGCUUCAACCCCGCAUUUCUCAUCUCGCCGACGCGCAACGUCUUUACAGGCAUCGGGUGCGACACGUGGGCGUAUCUAAACGGCAGAGAGGAUUUCAGCUUCUUCAGUGGCUGCAUCACCACAUGCAACAGCUUGGAUGAAGCUGCUGAAGACAACGAGGUCUGCACGGGCCUUGGCUGCUGCCAGAGUUCCAUCCCGACCAAGCUCACCACGAUAAAGAUCGGCUGGGGGAACCAGGAAAACUAUCGAAAUCUAGCGUGGGAAUACAGCCCCUGCAACUACGCUUUCAUCGGGGAGAAAGGCUGGUACCACUUCAAUCGGACAGAUCUUACACGUGAUGCCAAUAACAAGACCUUUACUGACCGUGUUGGAAGCAGAACCAUCCCCAUGGUGCUUGAUUGGGCCAUCAGGGAUGGCGGGUCUUGCAAGGCACCACCAAAGGAUGCUGGGGCGUCGGCUAAACCGACAGCUCCCGCUUGCAUCAGUAGAAACAGCUUCUGUGUUAGCGCCACACAGGGACCUGGGUACCUCUGCAAUUGUUCCAAGGGCUACACGGGAAACCCCUACGACGCCGACGUCACCCGUGGCUGCGCAAAUAUCAACGAAUGUAGCAGUACAACGAAUGGUCCUUGUGGCAUGUAUAGCACAUGCGAGGAUACAGAUGGUGAUUAUAAUUGCAAAUGCAACUUUAACCGGAAAGGAGAUGGUAAAAGUGAAAAUGGAUGUUAUGAGUAUGUAUUUCCACCAUAUGCUAUUGCUGCCGCAGCAAUAACUCUUGUCGUCAUCCUAGCAUGUUUGUCAAUUAUUUUGCUUAUGAGACGAGAGCAGAAGAAACUUUUCAACAAAAACGGUGGCGACAUUCUAAAGGAGGUGGGUAUCAAAAUCUUCACCAAAGGGGAGGUGAAGACUAUCACAAAGAGCUACAGAAAUCGCAUUGGAGGAGGCUACUUUGGCGAUGUCUAUGAGGGGACGAUCAUUGACGAUACGUACACCCCCCAAGCACUACAGGUCGCGGUUAAAUGCACUGUGGCGAAAAAGGUGGCACGCCUUCGGCAGAAGUCGCUGCGACGUGAGGCGCCGCAGCACGAGCAGGAGAAGCUAUGGAAGGAAGGGUUCGUGAGGGAGAUCUGCUUCCAAUUCAAGGUUAAGCACCCAAACAUGGUCCGCCUCAUUGGGUGUUGUCUGGAAACGGAUGUCCCCAUACUAGUCUUUGAGUUUGUCGGUAAAGGAAGCCUCCAUGAAGUGCUUCAUGGUGCCAACAAGCUCACUCUCACGCUGCCAAAGCGGCUGGACAUUGCCAUUGGUUCAGCAGAAGCACUCUCCCAUAUGCACUCGCAUGGUGAUUAUAAACACGUCCAUGGUGACGUCAAGUCCGCCAACAUCCUCCUUGACGACAACCUCAAUCCCAAGGUAUCUGACUUUGGGUCUUCCAAGCUCCUAUCGGUAAAAAAUUAUGCUAUGGACGUAGCUGCAGAUGGGAACUACACAGAUCCAGUGUACCACAACACGGGACAUUUCACGGUGAAGAGUGAUGUCUACAGCUUUGGUGUCGUGCUCCUUGAGCUCAUCACGAGGAAGAAGCCUAGGUAUGGCAGCGGCGAUGCUAACAUUCUGACCAUAGACUACAAGAAGUCCAGCAAGAACCACUGCACUGCACGGAUGUAUGACGCAGAGAUCUUAUGCGAUGGCAAUGCUCAAUCUCAUCAGUACAUGGAGUGCCUUGACAUGGUCGGUGCGCUCGCGAUCCGAUGCCUCAGUGAAGACGCGGAUGAGAGACCAACCAUGGCAGAGGUGGUGGAUGAGCUUAAUCAAGUAAAGUCGAUAGCCUGCAGGAGCUCAUGCUAUCACCUGAGUUGAAAGCACGCAUAUGAAGGAAACAAUUUAAGCACGAAUGGUCAUGGCUUGAGCUUAUUAGCAAUCUCUAUAUCCCGUAUCCACCAUUAAUUAUAAUUGUCAAGUUGAAUGUAAUCUAUAGCUAUGGACGUACAUACGAAGUGAGUAAUUUUAUUUUCCUGCAUUUGUUUUAAUAAGGCUGCUUAUUAUUAAGCUGCAUGUAGUUGUGUACUGGUUUUAGGGAACUUUGUAUGUCUACAAUGCGGGCUGAUGCUUCCUCAAAUAAAGAUAUUAAUUAUGUUAAAAUAAA